Cyanistes caeruleus (blue tit) is the source of this 471-nucleotide messenger RNA. NCBI's taxonomy places the organism in Eukaryota, Metazoa, Chordata, Aves, Passeriformes, Paridae. The record is from RefSeq and is a predicted model, not a curated record.
UAAUGAUGCCUUUCUUUACUGCAGGUCAGCCAGUGUCCCUGGAAGCUCAAAUAUGGCUGCUGGCAGCAAUCGCCGGCUCCAGCAAACUCAGCACCAAGUAGAUGAGGUUGUUGACAUCAUGAGAGUGAAUGUGGACAAGGUAUUGGAGCGAGAUCAGAAGCUGUCAGAGCUGGAUGAUCGCGCUGAUGCCCUGCAAGCAGGGGCUUCCCAGUUUGAAACCAGCGCAGCCAAGCUGAAGAGGAAGUACUGGUGGAAGAACUGCAAGAUGUGGGCAAUAUUGAUAGCUGUUGUUGUCAUUAUCAUCAUCAUCAUUAUUGUCUGGAGUGCGGCUCCAUGAGUUACAAGAAGAAACUCAGUUCAACUGAAGGUGCCUUUGAGAAUCUUCUUCAGCCUCUCCACUUCAAACCUGAUGCCUUCUCAGCCCAUUUACUGCUAUUUAAAGCAAAACUAUUUUGAUUACCGAGAUGUUAA